Molecule: messenger RNA, 654 nt
Organism: Bacillus rossius redtenbacheri
Lineage: Eukaryota; Metazoa; Arthropoda; Insecta; Phasmatodea; Bacillidae
Gene: Pomp
Product: proteasome maturation protein
Exons: 4
Coding region: 143-568 (141 amino acids)
Biological process (GO): proteasome assembly
Cellular component (GO): nucleus; cytoplasm
Source: RefSeq, a predicted model, not a curated record
CGUGUAUAUUUUUCGAAUGAUUUGCCAGAUUUGUGUUUGUGCAAGCGAAAGAUAAAAAUCUUUUGAAUUUUGGUUUAGUGAAAAGAUUUGAAACAGAAAACCAAGUAAACUUUGCAGGAGGAAGUAAAAGCUUAUACUUACAAUGAGUUUUGGCCUGCCAGCUGUCAAACCUAACCCCGGGGAUUACACCAGCGAAGACCUCGCACAAGGCCACUAUGGAGUGCCCGACAUGAUGACGCAUGGCAUGUUGGCAAGACAGCAGCAGUUAUCAGUAGCUCAUCCUUUGGAACUGUCAGAAAAAUUGUUUGCGGGUAACCGUGAGCGGCUGAGCGCGGCGCUGCUGCGCAACACGCAGGGCCUGCACGCCGUGCUGAGGCUGCGCGCGGAGCUGCGCGCGGUGGACCGGGUGGGCCGGCUGCCCUGCCUGCCCAGCGCGGGGCUGGCGCGCGACGUGCUGACCGGGCGCGACCUGGAGCUGGGCUUCGAGGACGUGCUGGGCACGCCCGAGUUCUCCGAGGCCCUGUGCCAGCCGCACCUCACCGUUGAGCAGCGCCUCGGCAUCCUGUAGUCUCCUCCCGGCUCUUUCCGUGCUAUCUUGUCAUGCUUGUGCAUUGUGUUUUGGAAGACUAAAAAAAUUAAAUUUUCUUAAAAUUU